This is a messenger RNA of Caretta caretta (loggerhead turtle), 6176 nucleotides long. It is a transcript of the gene ODR4, whose product is annotated as odr-4 GPCR localization factor homolog. Gene Ontology annotation, cellular component: endomembrane system. Gene Ontology annotation, biological process: intracellular protein localization. NCBI's taxonomy places the organism in Eukaryota, Metazoa, Chordata, Testudines, Cheloniidae. The record is from RefSeq and is a predicted model, not a curated record.
ACCUGUCUGAUUAGACCGAGUGAACUCACAAGGAGGGGUCUUGGUUGGUUAGCAGUAAAGAGUUCGUCGUCUCGCAGCGACUGGAUCAGCAAAGAAGAGGUGCUGCUACAUCCGCCACACAGAACAUGGCGGACCCUGAUGGGCAGAAACAUCCGGCGCCCAUCCGCCCGCGAUUAGGUUUGUCUCCUGUUGGGCCCAGUGAUUCGGCUACGUCAUCAACCUACGCUUUGAUAGUUCGCUCUUUGAGACGGGAGCAGAGGCGCAGCCUGGUGAUGUAGACACGUGGAACGCAUCCGUGCUGGGCGCUGUGAGAGAAGCUGGUGCCCCUGCCCACUGCAAAUGGAAGGUGUAAAACGGGCCUGUUUGACAGACGUCACAGUGACUUAAAAAACAAGUCCUGUCUGAAGAAGGGAAAUGAAAGAAUGUUUGCAAAAUGUAAAUAUUGUAGAAUGUAACUGAGCAGGACUGUUCUUUCAUUUUUCUAGGCAGCAGAUGUAAAUUAGACUAAACUUGCAGUAAUGGGCAGAAGCUAUUUUGUGGAAGAAGCUGUUGGACAGUAUCUUUCAGACUUCAGCACCAAGCCAAAGGCUUGUGUCACUGGCCUGUUGAUAGGGCAGUGUUCCCCACAAAGAGAUUAUGUGAUUCUGGCUAUUCGAACACCUCCAAGAGAAGAGCAAAAUGAAAGCAACAAAAAUUAUCAUCCAAAAUUGGCUGACAUUGAUGAAGAAUGGGUAACAGCACAUGCUAGUCAGUUGUCUAGAAUGCUCCCUGGAGGACUGCUAGUUCUUGGUGUAUUUAUUGUUGCAGCUCCAGAACUGGCAAAAGACAUCCAAAAUGCUUUGCGCAAGCUAGUUUUUUCAGUAGAAAAGUCUGUAGUUAAAAAGAGGCUCUGGAGUUUUACUGAGGAGGAGGUCUCUGACAGAAUGGCUCUUCAUCUUUGUUCUGCUACAAAGAAGAUACUUUGUCGAACCUAUGAUAUGCAAGAUCCAAAGAGUUCACCUAAGCCAGCAGACUGGAAGUACCAAAGUGGCCUGUCUGCCUUCUGGCUAUCCUUGGAAUGCACAAUUAAUGUUAAUAUCCACAUUCCACUUUCUGCUACAUCAGUCAGCUAUGAACUAGAGAAAAAUACUAGGAACGGAUUAACCCGGUGGGCAAAACAGAUAGAGGAAGGUGUUUUCCUGAUCAACGGGCAAGCUAAAGAAGAUGACACAGAGCUAUUGGAAGGGCAGAAAAAGUCUUCAAGAGGAAAUAUUCAACACCGUAUUCAACCCUUUGAUGUGAAGGUUCUGACACAAUUGUCCCAGAGUUCAGGCCAUCGAUCUGCAGCAAUGGUGCAAGUCUGCCGUGGUUCCAUUAAUCUUAAAGGUGCUGUGAAAUGCAGAGCUUACAUCCAUAAUAACAAGCCAAAAGUUAAAGAUGCUAUUCAGGCUUUGAAGAGGGAUAUAAUAAACACACUCUCUGAUCGUUGUGAAAUAUUGUUUGAAGAUCUGAUUAUAAAUGAGGCACCUGCCAAAAAAAAUUCUGAGAGAGAGUUUCAUGCCUUGCCUCACAGAGUGUUUGCCUCCAUUGCUGGAUCAAAUGUGAUGCUGUGUGAUUAUAAAUUUGGAGAUGAAACGGCUGGCGAAAUCCAAGAGCGUUUUUCUGAGAUAUUGGAUCAAGUUGUGCAUGGGGAAGCUAUACACAUAGCCGAGGAAAUAAACACAGUUGAUAUAAAUCCACCUGUCGACAACACAGAUGAUACGCAACAGAUACAAUUGACAAAAGCAACGCUGCUAUCGAAACUUCAACAAAACAUGGGUGUAGCAAUAGCAGCUGCAGUUGCAAUCUUUGCAGUAACCUUCUCCUUUAAUUACUUCAGUGACUAGACUCCAAGCAAAAGAAGCAGUCUAAUCAUCAUGGGAACACUGACCAAUAUUCACAUUAAUACAAGGUGGAAGCGUCAAAGAUUUCAUAUGUUAGCAACUAAACAUGUUGCCUAAAAUACACCAGUUAGGUGUGUUCUAAUUGUAGUGAUCUAUUCAUCUUAUUUCAACAUGCAAAUACUGUAGGUGGAUCAGAUAUCCAGGAAACUAAAGGUAUAUAUCAUUGAUGGAAAUUGCCUGUAAAAUAGCAUUAUUUUCCAGGAAGAAUUGUUUAAAAAAAGAAGAAGAAAAAAAAAACCCUUUUCCCAGCUACUUGAUUACAAUUUCAUUGUUAAAAGCUUAACUGUAUUUUUCAAGAGACAUUUUCAAGGUUGCUGGAUCUUAACGUUUGCCCUUUAGUAAUUAUUUACUAUGACAGGUCUUGCCUUAAGGAAUCCUUUAACAUUGAUAUAGGCUAAAGUGCUGUUAAGUAUUUAAAAAAAAAAAAAGACAAGGAUUGAAACCCUGGCCCCACUGUAGUCAGUGGCAAAACCCUGAUUUCAGUGGCACCAGAAUUUCACUCCAUAUAUUCUUUUUGUUACAGCAUGUGCAUCCAGUGGCGUAGCUAGGCGGAGCGAACAGGGGCAGCGGACAUUAAAAAAGGUGCCACCCGCUUGUACUCAGCGGGUGGCACUUCGGGUCCUCGGCAGCACUGAGGGCCGAAAUGCUGCCAAGGACCCGGAGCGCGUGAAGGCCCCCGCCGAGCCGGAGACCCGGAGCACCACCGGGUGAUUAAAAUUAAAAAAGGCGCCUAUAAAUUAAACAGGCGCCACUUGUGCUCAGAGGGCAAACAGCCGCUCCCCCCUGCUAUGCUACUGUGUGCAUCAGGUUGGUUAACUGAUGUAAUAAAUAUGCAAAUAGUUUGUAGCAGCCCCAAAAUCCUAUUUUAGGCCAACACACACUAUAUAAAUAUCUUAGCUCAAGCAUCAUAAACAGAAAUUAAUGAAAUAAUUAAACCUCUAAGAUGUAUGGCGAAUUUAUAUAUGCUUCCUUUUUCAUCAUGAUCUGACUUAUCCAUCCAAUCCUGAUUGACUCAAUUCCCCUCUUUCCGUUAAGAAAGAUAUAUCUGAUAAUUCCCCAGAUAUUCAAAUCCCAAAUAUGCAGACAGGCAUGAAUAAUUUUAUAAGUUUUUAGAGGCUGAUAAAUAAUUAAGGUUUUUAAGAUACGAAUAAGAGAGGUAAGUCUAUGCUAUCUUUAAAGUAUAUUAUUGCUUUCCCCCAAGGAAAAAUGUUUGACACAAGGUUAACAAAUAUCACUUUUAUACAAAAGUUGUUGGCAUUCAUGUAGUUCGAGUUACUAUAUAAACUGAUAUGUACCAGAUUGAACGGUAUUUAACCUUUGUAACUACAGCUUAAUGAGUUUAUAUGCAAAGGUACUGAAAUUGCAGGAAGAAAUCGGAAAGCUUUGAGCCUACAGCAUAAUCAAGCAUAAAAUAUUAGAAAACUUUGAAUAAAAGGUAACUUGCAAAUGAAAUAAUGUUAAAAUUCCUCGCCUGUUCAUUUGAUUUUUAUAUUCUGGAAACAAUAAACCCAGUAAAAGAAAAAUUUGAUGUUCAGAUUUGUACAAUUACUGCUGUGUUGCUAAAGAUCAAGAAAAGCUUAGACUGACUCUUAGACUAAACGGCAGCUAUAAAAAGCAUUGUCUUCAUUAAGCAUUAGUAACACACCAAAUUUGAACAUUAUAGGAAUUCUUUUUAAUUGUUGGCCAAAGGCUAAAUUUCAGACUUGGAGCAUUGUUGAGGCCUGUAUUAGGCAUUGGUGGCCUCUCUGAUGUACUCUCUUUUUCUUCUUACUGCAUUGUUUGAAUGGAGCAACUUGAAGGGCGAAGAAGAAAACAAGGCCCCUUAUAGCAAAGUGCAGGGAUGCCCUCCUGCAGCAAAUUUAUUUAGCAAAUAUGUGCUAUUUGACAUAAAUCUGAUGGAUUCAUCAGAUGCAAAAUAGAAUUAUGACAAAGUAUCUUCAUAAUGAGCCAGGGACAAAUCAAUAAUGGCAGGAAUGGUUCAGCAAUCUCAAGACUUUUUGAAAUUUAAAAAAAAAAAACAAAAAACUGCUCCUCACAAGUCUGUUCCCUGUCUCCUGAGAGAAUGGUAGGAAGAAGUCAGCCUGUCCUCCUAGUUAUGAGUAGGUACUUUAUUCCUUCCCCACUUCUGGCUGCUAAAAGAAGGUGGACCUUAACUUAGGUACCAAAGUCCAUCUCUUUUUCUCCCCUGGGUCUCUCAGUUGAGAACAUAGUGGAGGCACUCAAGAAAGGAAAAGAGUGACUGCCAGGGCAUUCUCUAGUAGGGGUCCUUGACUUUGGCAUUUGAUUUCUCACCUACCAAAAAUAAAUCUCGUGAUCGGCCAGAGCCCAGGUUUGUUACUAAGGAGCUGGAUGUGUGUAUUUUUGGGAUAAGUCAUAUUGCAAAGGUUAAUUCUUUUAAAAUAGUAAUCUGUGAAAUAUGUUAAUUGUUGACCGGCUGGUAUUGUGAUGACUUAUUUAAAAUGCUAUAUUUUGACCAAAAAAGAGAGAGGUGAUCUUUUCUGAAUACUUAUUAAAACUAGGCAAUGUGAAAAUAUUUUAUUACUGUUCUUAUUGUGUAUAUGUAUAAACAAGUCUGCUCCAUACCUGUCAUAACUGCUCAUUUACAUGCUUUGUACGUUGUUCUCAUCCACGUUUGUUAGUAUUUUGCCUACCUAGAUGGUGAACUCUGAGACUGGUAAACUGUUAUUGCAUGUGAAAUGCCAAACAAAGCUUUAGUGAGUAAUUAAUAAAUGUUCCUCACAAACAUCUGUCUGAGGUAUACAAGUAAGUCUACCCCCUUUUUUACAUGUGGGGAAAUUGAGCCUGACACACCACAAGGAGUCAAUAUUGGAGGUGGGAUUAGAAUUAGUGAGUUCAUGGCUCCUGUUUUUCUACUCAGAUCAACCCUCUCUCCUUAACUCUAAUGUCACCAUGCUUUCUAUUAGGGCAUGUCUACACUAGGAGCACUUUACCAGUAUAAGAAAACUGGUAUAGUGUACAGGCAAAGUGUUUCUUUGAGUCCCGCCACUUCCUUUUUGCCCCCCCACCCCCACCCUGAGCAAAACAGAUUAUACCAGUAAAAGUGUGGUUUUGCUGAUAUAACUGCAUAUACCCUAGGGGCUUCAACAUAGCAGUGCCCAGCCAGUCUGGGAUCACAUCUCUUCAUGUCCCUUACUGACCUAGCGAAGUCUAGUCAGAGCAUUUAAAUAAUUCUUUAUAGACUUUGAAGUUCACAUCUCCCCUGCACCUAAAAAAACUAAAUUGCAACUCUGUCACUUUCCCCCAUCAAUUUGUUACCUUUAUCCCACACAAAUUUGUGUGUAAAUCCUCUUUUAUUUUUUCAGAAUUGUGAAGGAUUAAAGAAUAUGGUGAAGAAUUCAAAUAAUUCAGUCGUAUGAAGAGUUUCCUGUACCAGUAAUGUUCUCCUUGGUACCAUAGGUUGAGGGAUAUGAUCAGUAUUGUGAUUUAGGAUUUUACUGAAGUUGUUUAGUGAAAAUGCAUUUAUUGAAGGUUAGUUCUGAAAAUAAUGAAGCAAUAGAUGAUGUACUCUAGGGAAUAAUCAUGCAGUGGCAGGGAUAGGUGGCUAUUUCUGUAUCAAGGUUUUGUUCUUUGGGAUUUCUUGUACUCCAGAUCUGCCUCAAAUUAACAUGGCCAGUGCAGCCUUUUGAAAGUAAUAUUUCAAAUGAAUAAUAAAAGGAGUGCUCCAUUUUUGGGAAAAAAAAUCCGUAUCUGAAAUUGGUGAAGUAUGAGGUCAAAGGAUUGUUUCUGAAAAAAAUGAAGCACCCCCUCUCUCUUUAUAAAAGUGAAUUUGUUAUUAAGUUCAAAAUUUCUAAUGUGCCUUCAUAUGUGCACCCAGACAUACUAAUGUUUAUCUUCAGUGGGGAAAGUCUAAGACAUAAUUAUUCUCUGCUCAUUUAUUUUCAGAAUCCAGCCAUUAAAAAUGAGGUGGGGAAGUAGAAAGCCUCAGAAUAUGGCAUUUGAGGAUAUCACAGUCUCAUUCAGCAGAAGAGUAUUUUAUUGAGCCAAGAACUCGCUUUAUUAUGCAACAUUCCAAUAGUGGCUCUGCAAUCUGGCUGCCAGCCGCCACUUGUAGCAUAAUUCAGAGUUUAGCCAUAUUUGCUGUUCCAUGGAUGCUUGGAAGUGGACCAUAUUUUAUCCACAUGUUUAUUUCUUAUUUAAUACAUCACCUAGAUUUGUUUUAUUUUAUGCGGAGAGUGCUGACAAUGUGCUUGGUGUUGUCAGAUGAAUUAUUUUAAUAAAAGUAUGCAUAAUGGA